Molecule: messenger RNA, 5543 nt
Organism: Haplochromis burtoni (Burton's mouthbrooder)
Lineage: Eukaryota; Metazoa; Chordata; Actinopteri; Cichliformes; Cichlidae
Gene: fhod3a
Product: formin homology 2 domain containing 3a
Exons: 29
Coding region: 314-5185 (1623 amino acids)
Biological process (GO): cortical actin cytoskeleton organization; actin filament network formation; cardiac myofibril assembly
Cellular component (GO): cytoskeleton; cytoplasm
Molecular function (GO): actin filament binding
Source: RefSeq, a predicted model, not a curated record
GGGGUGGAUUUACUGGGACUCAGACAGCAGACCGGCUGUCCCAAGCUGCGCUGAUCCUUCACUCUCCGGCACCGAGCUGAAGUCCGCCUGCAGACACCUGCCUCUCCGAGAAUAACACAGCGGCAGCAGGAGGAGGCUCAGGGAGCAGAACCAAAGCGAGGACCGCUCUGUGCCAUCCACUCCGUCCUGCGGGAGGACAGGCUGCUGCGCUGCUUGGAGACCGCGGUUUGUUGUCGUUACCAGGAGAGAAAGCUGCUCCGCUUCUGAUUAAGCCGGGCUGCCCUCACAGAGGAACCACUUGCAUGGAUGCACCAUGGCCACGUUCGUCUGCAGGGUUCAGUUUUUAGAUGAUACCGAUCCUUUCAACAGCACCAACUUUCCAGAGCCGACCAGACCCCCCCUGUACUCCUUCAGAGAGGAUAUCCCCCUCAUCAACCAGCUCGCAGGAGUCCACCGGCUCCUCAAAGCUCCGCACAAGCUUGAUGACUGUGCACUUCAGCUGUCCCACAAUGGAACCUAUCUGGAUCUGGAGUCCUCGCUGGCUGAGCAAAGGGACGAGCUGGAGGGCUUUCAGCAGGACGACACAGGGUCCAGAGGGAAGAAGCACAGCGUAAUUUUACGGACCCAGCUGACAGUCCGUGUCCACGCCUGCAUUGAAAGACUAUAUAACUCCAAUGGACGUGACUUGAGACGAGCACUCUUCUCUCUAAAGCAAAUUUUUCAGGAUGACAAAGACCUGGUCCAUGAGUUUGUGAUGGCUGAAGGUCUGACGUGUCUCAUCAAGGUGGGAGCAGAAGCUGACCAAAACUACCAGAACUACAUAUUAAGAGCUCUCGGGCAGAUCAUGCUCUACGUGGACGGGAUGAAUGGCGUCAUUGGCCAUCCUGAGACAAUCCAGUGGCUCUACACUCUCGUUGGCUCGAAGUUUCGUUUGGUGGUGAAAACAGCUUUGAAGCUGUUGCUGGUGUUUGUGGAGUACUCAGAAUCCAACGCGCCACUGCUGAUCCAAGCCAUCACCUCUGUGGACAUGAAGAGAGGCAGCAAGCCAUGGUCCAAUGCUAUGGAGAUCUUGCAUGAGAAGGAUGGAGUGGAUACGGAGCUUCUCGUCUAUGCAAUGACCCUCAUCAAUAAGACUCUUGCAGCACUGCCCGACCAGGAUUCAUUUUAUGAUAUGGUGGAUGGUCUGGAGGAGCAGGGCAUGGAGACCGUUUCCCAAAGACAUCUGGGGAGGAAAGGAACCGAUCUUGACUUGGUCGAGCAGCUUAAUAUAUAUGAGACGACCCUACGGCAUGAAGAUGGUGAUGAUGACAGCCAGCCUCCACCAAUGGUACGCCGGGACCGCAGGCGAGCCAGUGUUGGGGGCGGGGACAAAAGACAUGGCCUGGAGAGGAGGCGGAGCCGCAGGGCUUCUCUUGGACGAUCCGGUUACGCCUCGCCCUGCAGCCCCGCGUCCCCACAGAGAGCCGGCUUCCAACCUUUCAAUGGAAUCAGAUCUGAGGACGUGAGCGAGAGAGUGGAGGAAUGUGAGGAGGAUAGCAUUGAGGAGGAGAAGGAGGAAGAGGAAGAGGAGACUCCUGUGACUGAGUCUGAUUCGGAUGAGCAGGAGGGGGCUAAUGAGACCACCUCCAGCCCCGCUAGACAUCUUCCAUCCAGUGUUCAAAGAACAACCCUUCAGUCCAUCACCAUCACGUCCAGAAAGGAGUCUGUAAAGGAGACAGAGCAGAGGAAUUGGAGUGAACCGAUCUCAGCAACAACUACCACCAGCAGCAUUUCCUCCCCCUCUACCCCAACCCUUUCUCCCACUGUGUCCUGCGCUCACAGUCCUCCAGGACAGCCCUCGCUCCUGGCCACACUGCUGGCCAGAAAAAAGUCUAUCGUCACUGUGCCAGCUACCAAGGAGGUGAGCCCGCCGUUGCGUGGCAGCUCGCGCCCCUCCCCCGACCGCCUGCCCUACCUGCCCCACUCGCCCUUCCACCUCUUCUCGUACGAUCUCGACGAGGAGCCGUCGCCCCCGGCUCUGGGAAAGCCAAGCGAGGAGUCACCCAAACCAACGACUCCCAGGAACGGAGCCCUGACGUCCUACUCCUCUCUCAGUACCCCGAGUACACCUACCAGCUCAAGACCUGCUCUGGGAGGCCUUCUGUCCUCGUCCUACCGCCAGCACCAAGAAUCUUUGGCAGCUGAGCGAGAGCGCCGCCGUGUGGAGAGAGAAGAGAGGCUACAGAAAAUAGAAAGAGAGGAGAGGAACAAGCACAGCCGCGGCUAUGUGGAUAAAAUGGAAGAGGCCCGGCUCGCGCGGGAGGAGAGGUAUAAGAACGUGGAACGUCUGGCGGCGGAAGAGUAUGAGAGGGAGCGCGUCAGGGUGUCGAGGAAUCAACCUGCCGUCGACCUGAACUUUGAACCCUCGGAAGCCUGGCCUCCGUCAUCAUCACGCAGCAGCACGCCGUCUUCCUUCGCCUCCCAGGAGGACGCAGAGGCUGAGCUUGAAGCAGAGACCCCAACUGCCGUUCCCUGCACUCCACCUGAGACUGAAGAAGCCAACAACUUUAGUGCCAGCGUAGACGCAGAGGAGAAAGAGGCAGAAGCCACUGCUGAGGAGGAGGAAGAGGAAGGACGGAAAGAUGUGGAAAUAGAGGAGGAAGUGACAGCAGAAAGGGAAGAGGAAGAAGUUGAGGAACAGGCAGAGGAACCAGAGAAGGAGAGAGAGGAGGCAGAGGAGGACAGUGGCAUCCUGAGCGACAAGGAACGGCAGAAUGAGGAAGUAAAUGAAAAGGACAACUGCUCAGCCUCCAGCAUCUCCUCCGCCAGCAGCACUCUGGAAAGAGAGGAGAGGGGCAGCAAUGAGAGCGGCUUUAAGGAGGCAGAGGUGAAUGAGAACUGCAACAAACUCCUCAACAGCAAACUCUUUAUGCUCGACAUGCUGUACUCCCAGAACAAGAAGCCCAGCGAUGAGGAGGAAGAGGAAGAUGUGGACAAGGAGAAGGAGGAAGGGGAAGGGGAGGACAAAGAGGCUCAGCAGGAUGCAAACAGGCAACCUGGGGAAGACCAAGAGAAGAACAGCAGGGACGAGAAGUCGGACCAUCGCGGCAGCAUCCGACCGAUCGCCGAGCGGUUCGGAGACUUGAUCAAGGACAUCAGCACGACUCACGCUCAUUCGGACAGCCCAGCCAACGAGCCCCCUCCUCCCCCGCCCAAAAAGGAAUCGGACACGAUCUGGGACCAGCUGCUGGCCAGCCCUCGAGAGCUGCGCAUCGGGGACAUCAACUUCACCGACCUGACAGAGGAAGACGACAAGGACAUCCUCGAUGCCGUUUUGAUGGGGGGCUGCGGCGAGCUCCCGCCCCUGCCCCCGCCUCCACCCUGCAUCCCCCGCUUCCCUCCACCCCCACCCAUGUUGGGCAGUUGCCCUCCGCCACCACCCUUAUUUGGCAGCAUGAGGCCUCCACCUCCUCCUUCAUUUAACGCCCUAAUUCCAGUGCCUCCUCCCCCAGAGCCGCCUCUCUUUAACAAAAAGAAGAAGACAAUCAGACUCUUCUGGAGUGAGGUGCGUCCGACAGACUGUCAGUACAGGGACUACAAGAGGAGUGGAGAGUCAUUCUGGUCCAAACUGGAACCGGUGAAGUUGGACACAGCCAAACUGGAACACCUGUUUGAGACAAAGUCAAAGGAAAUACCAGUUACAAAGAAAACAGCGGCCGAUGGCAAACGCCAAGAGAUCAUCGUUUUGGAUUCCAAAAGGAGCAACGCCAUCAAUAUUGGUCUGACAGUCCUGCCUCCACCUCGCACCAUCAAGACAGCCAUCCUCAACUUUGACGAGUAUGCUCUCAACAAGGAGGGCAUAGAGAAAAUCCUGACGAUGAUCCCCACAGAGGAGGAGAAGCAGAAGAUUCAGGAGGCUCAGCUGGCCAACCCUGAUGUCCCGCUGGGCUCUGCAGAGCAGUUUCUCCUCACCCUGUCCUCCAUCAGUGAGCUCUCUGCCAGACUCCAGCUCUGGGCCUUUAAAAUGGACUACGAGGCAACGGAGAAGGAAGUAGCAGAGCCACUGCAGGAUCUGAAGGAGGGUAUGGAUCAGCUGGAGAAGAACAAAACUAUCCGCUACGUCCUCUCUACGCUGCUCUCCAUCGGAAACUUCCUCAACGGCACCAAUGCUAAAGGCUUCGAGCUGACCUAUUUGGAGAAGGUUCCAGAAGUAAAGGACACGGUCCAUAAGCAGUCACUGCUUCAUCAUGUUUGCUCUGUGGUGGUGGAAAACUUCCCUCAGAGCACCGACCUCUACUCAGAGAUAGGAGCCAUCACGCGCUCUGCAAAAGUGGAUUUUGACCAGCUGCAGGAGAACUUGUGUCAAAUGGAGCGGCGCUGCAAAGCCUCGUGGGACCACCUGAAGGUGAUUGCCAAGCACGAGAUGAAGCCCCAGCUGAAGCAGAAGAUGUCCGACUUCCUCAAAGAUUGCGCAGAGCGAAUCAUCAUCCUUAAGAUUGUUCACCGCAGGAUCAUCAACAGGUUCCACUCCUUCCUGCUGUUCCUUGGUCAUCCGGCCUACAGUGUGAGAGAGAUCAGCGUCCACAGGUUCAGUAAAAUCCUCAGCGAGUUUGCGCUGGAGUACCGGACCACCCGAGAGCGUGUGCUGCAGCAGAAACAGAAACGAGCCGACCAUCGCGAGCGCAACAAGACCCGAGGAAAGAUGAUCAUGGACGUAAACACUCCUUCUGAUGAUGAAGAGGAGCGUGAGUGUGGUCGGAGUAGCGCAGGGAGCAACAACAGCGCCCCCAGUGGGGGUCAGGAAAUUGAGCAGCCUCAGGGUUUGGAGCAUGCCGAGGAUGCUGCAGAGCACGAGCACAUGAAAGCGGUGCUGAGAACCAGCCUCAGUGGCAGUGACAAGGAGGGCAGCGGCGUGCCGGGACUGCGGACACGGACCAGGUCACGGCCUGGACGAGGAGGACGCAGCAUGCAGGCAUGGACUCCGCCUGUGGAGGACCCUCAGAUCUGUGGAGAUGAUGCUGCAGACGAAAUCAUGGAGCGCAUAGUGAGGUCAGCCACUCAGGGUCCAGGAACCAGAACCCAGCCCAGAGAGAGGAGGAGAUCCAGGGCCAACCGCAAAUCAUUGAGGCGGACGCUGAAAAACGGCCUGACGCCAGAAGAAGCUCUCGCUUUAGGGCUAACUGAUUCCCCAGAGCCACAGAUGUGAUCAUCCACCUCUCGCCGUGAAAACUCAGCUUCAGAUGUCUGUGUGAAAUCUCUGUCAGCCUUUGUCCUUUUAGGUUUUUCCCAGCGGCUCUUUCUGCCUGAUGUUUCUGAGUGAAGAGGCGGCAUUACGACAUUUUCACCUUCCAGAAGAAACAGUGGAGGUCACGAGGGAAUGCUUCUCAUAAGGACUGAUUCUGUUCAGUUAGGCAAGGAAAAGGAAAAUGUAUUCAAGUGACGCUGCCUCUACACUGAAUUAUUUAUUUAUCUGAAAAGGAUUUGAAUGCUGGGAUGAUUUUCGCUUGUGAGUGUCAGCAGCUGUGACGUCACCGUUUUUGGGGUUUGUGUUUUGUUUUGUUUUU